Fibroporia radiculosa is the source of this 1245-nucleotide messenger RNA. RefSeq lists its product as uncharacterized. The record is from RefSeq and is a predicted model, not a curated record. NCBI's taxonomy places the organism in Eukaryota, Fungi, Basidiomycota, Agaricomycetes, Polyporales, Fibroporiaceae. The transcript has 11 exons. Bases 1 to 1245 code for a protein of 414 amino acids. Gene Ontology annotation, cellular component: nucleus; cytoplasm; cytosol. Gene Ontology annotation, molecular function: manganese ion binding; arginase activity.
AUGUCCUCCCGGUCACCCGUUUCUCACUUUCUUCCCGAACCCAAAACGUUGGCGAUUGUCGGUUGUCCAUUCAGUGGAGGCCAGGCAAAGCUAGGCGUAGAUCGUGGCCCCAUUCAUCUCGUCCAAGCAGGUCUUCCAGAGCAGCUCUCAGAGCUCGGGUGGAAGGUUCUCUUCGACGGUCAUCACCAGUUUGAGGAGAUUGACGCCGCGAGCGACCCGCCCAUUGGGAAGUUGAAGAAUCCUCGACUUGUCUCGCGAGUGUGCGAAGCCAUCGCCAAGGUCGUCGGUGAGCAUGCAAAGAAGGGUCAGCUACCACUAACACUUGGCGGUGAUCAUUCUUUGGCCAUGGGCACAAUUUCCGGAACAUUCGAACAAUAUCCUGAUGCAUGUGUUGUCUGGGUGGACGCCCAUGGUGACAUUAACACGGCGGAAACCACCGACUCAGGUAAUAUUCAUGGCAUGCCCGUUUCCUUCCUGCUCGGCCUUGGGUCCAAGAUCCCCGAGUUCUCCUGGGUAAAACCGCUGCUCAAGCCUGAGCGCCUGGUAUACAUCGGCCUGCGCGAUGUCGACGCAGGGGAGAAAAAGAUUCUUAAGGAGAAUGGCAUUCGCGCCUUCAGCAUGCACGAGGUCGACAAGUAUGGUAUCGGGCGUGUCGUUGAAAUGGCACUCGACCAUGUCAACCCGAAGCGAGACCGUCCGAUCCACCUCAGCUUCGACGUCGACGCGCUCGACCCGAGCGUUGCACCGUCGACGGGAACGCCGGUUCGUGGAGGGCUCACCUUCAGAGAGGGCCACUACAUAUGCGAGGCCAUCUAUGAGACGGGAUGUCUCGUUGCGCUUGACAUUAUGGAGGUCAACCCGUCUCUCGCAGAUGAGGCAGAGGUGAAGCAGACGGUAGCUGUGGGCUGCUCUCUAGCACGGUCGGCGCUAGGGGAGACGCUAUUAGGUAGUCCCUUUGCGCAGACACGUGCGUCGACCACAUUGCUGGCGUAUCCUGGUCGUAGCCACAUUCAGGAAAAAGACAAGAAACUUGUUCUCGCGCCUCCGAGCCACUCGACAUUGGAAAAACUCGGCUCUACUCUUGUUCAGAAAGAAGGUCAGGAGUCUUUCCUCGCACCUCAAAACUACCUAACAUCGAGGUACCCUGCUUCCUCAUUUUCGCCCUUCGCUAUCAACACCACCUUUAUCUCGACCACCUCCCAUCCGACGAUGUUCAAUGGAGUUUUGACGCCGGAUAUCGUUUGA